AUGUGGACUACCUCCAAAUCCGUACCGGCGGAGGCUCCCGACCCCCCGAGGCCCAUUGAAGAUGUAGCAGAUACGGGAGAAGUUGCCGAAGGCGGACUGGGCACCGAGCAAGUCGAGAAGCCGCCUGUCCCCGCGCCGCCAUCAAGACCGGGACUGCAACGAAAUUCUCUGUCUUCUGGUCUCCCAGCAGGUGGUCCUGGGCCUCAAGGCAAGCCAAAGCCACAGCCUCUCCAGCAGCAGCAGCAGCAGCAGCAAAGUGCGGCGCCCACAGACUCCCUCUCGCUACUCCAACUGCGCCGCAUCGUCGCUGAGGUGAACCGCGCCGAACCAGUUGCCUACGACUUUGUCUACUCAGACAUGGGACCCCACGCCGAGGAGAUUGACGAGUGGUUCGUGUAUCAGUUCUGGCAAUGGGUGCGCCUGAAUGCCGCGCAAAAGGCAUUCGAGUGGCAUUGGAACCACGACUCAGAUGGUCAGCAUGCGUGGGAUGACGCCGACCACGACACACGGGCCAAGUUUAUACAGGCGGCCAUUGCGGGGGUCCAGUCCAACGAUGCGGCCCUGCGCUCUGCGUCCAUUGGCAAGAUUGUGUACCUAGUCUUGGGCCGCUGGGGGGACACGGCUAUGCCGAAUGCUACGGAUGGACGGAGUCGGUCCAUUGCGAGUAUACCGCAGCUGCAGGCUAUCAAGGCUGGUGUGGAGUGUUUGGCCUCCUUGGAGGGAUUGCCUGUGAUUUGGGAAGCGUUGAGGAAUUGUUUUGAAUUGCAUUGGUCUGGCGAUAUUCACCAGCAGGCAAGUCCGCAAGAGGCUCAGGACGAAUUGAUGAAUCUCAUGACGAUUAUGUAUAUUGCUAUUCAGGAGACGCUGAACGAUCCGGAGGACAUGGCCUCGUCGUACAGGGCGUUGUUGGAGUUGAAUCCGUCUUUGGUCGAUUUUAUGUUGACGGCUACUUCUAAACUGCGAUGGGAUGAGCAGAAUACAAUGCCGCUGACACAGAUCUUCCUGUUAUUCUGGAAAACCAUCUUGCUGGUGUUUGGCGGUAUACAAGACCUUGCAAAUAUUAAGGCGGCCAUGAGCGAGAUGCAAGGAGGCAUGACCAAGGAAACCAUAUCUGCAUCGCCUUUGGAUUACCACGUGUUCCGACAGGAGAUCACGUCCAAGUAUCCUGCAUACGUCCCUCCACAGCCACUACUCCCCCUUGAAGAUGAGAAUACGUCGAUUCUACCACCUAUACCAAACCAAUCGGCGCGAAACAAUGGCUCGAACGGCAUCAUUGCGACACCUGGUCAGUCGCAAAUCGGUGGUGCCUCCAUCUUAAACCAGCCUGUCCACAUUGCUACGCCGGCACCAUCACCUCCUCCCUCGCCUGGAGUGGGCGGCAAAGCAGGCAAGAAGCAGAAUUACCAGACAAACCAAAAUUUCCCCUUCAUGUACCCUCCCUUGGAUGCCACUAGUAACAGCGCUGGCGGCAAGGGCAUGGCCGGUAUCGAUGACUCAAUAGUCAGUCGGAGAUGGGAGGGAAGUGAUAUUCCUGCUUCCAUCCUCGAGGCCGGCGAGCUCUUCUCUACGAGGGUGCGCAUGACACGGGCCACGCGGCAGAUGUGGGAAGAGCGAGAGCGCUUUCUCAAAUUUGAACGCGGAUGGACAGAGGGUGACGAUGAUGAAGACGAGAUUGAAGAUCUCGAUCUAAAUGAAUUGACGCUGGAGGAGAGAGAGGUCCUCAAGGAAGUGAGGGCUGAAGAGAGGGCGGAAAGAUUUGCGCACGACAAGGAACCCGAGGUGGAUUACGGACCGCACCCCGACAAGCUGUCAGACAGGGACAAGCAACGAUUACUGGCGGUUGAGAGAUUCUAUAAAGAAGCGCUCCCUCAUUUACAGUCCCUGGUCAUCGUUUUGCUACGACCAAUACUGGUCAACGUCACUGCUAUAGUGACUCAGCAAGCCGGUCAGAUGCCAAAUGGCAUGGCAGGCAGAGGAAACAACCCCGGAAUGAAUGGCGGCCCCAGUGGGCCGAGGCCUCCAGAAGUUCCUGGACAGAUUGCUGCACAGGAAGAGCCGGAACCUUCGCCCGAGGAGGUUGAUGCGGUGAGGACAAGAGAAAUCACGUCCAAGGCCAUGACUGGCAUUCUCGUACUGCUACUCAAGUGGCUACGAAUAUCUCAUGUGCUCAAGUUUGAGUAUUUAACGCAACUACUUUUGGACUCGAAUUACGUGCCACUCGUGCUGAAGCUCUUCGCCCACCAAGACGUGCAACAGGUGGUGGACAGCAAGAUGGAUCGAGUGGAAAACAGCUUCUUCCAAUUCUGCAAUCUGCGUUCCAAGUUCAAGGAUAAGACCGACAGCGACCUGGAAAAUGAGGACGAAGAAGGUGAGGCGGUUGAAGGUGAACAAAGGACAGAACAGCAGCACCCAGACUCAGAAAACAACAGCGAAGACGAAGCAGUACCGCCGCCUAUCAAACGCAAACGCUCGCCCGUGGACCAGCCUGAACACCAGGACGAGGAAGACGAAGGCGAAGCCAGCGACGACCAAGCCUCAACGCGUCCCGAGGUCGACGAACUCGGCUACCCCGUCAAUCCCCUCCCCGAAGAACCCAUCACCGACUUCUCCCGGCGCAACUUCUUCUCCCUAAUAAACUACCUCCGGGUCCUACAAAAGAUCUGCAAGAACAAAUCCCACCGCAACCUCCUCCUCGUGCAGUACAAGUCGUCCACCAUCCUUCGCAAGUCGCUGCGCGUCCCGCAGCCCGAACUCCGCCUGUACACGCUCAAGCUGUUCAAGAACCAAGUGCCCUACUGCGGACGCAAGUGGCGACAAUCAAACAUGCGCGUCAUCACGGCCGUGUACCUGCACUGUCGGCCUGAGUUGAGAGAUGAGUGGCUGGCGGGGAGCGACGUCGAUGCCGAGGUGGAUUCUGCGCUGCCGCUGGAGCAGGCGCUCAGGAGUCUGACGCAUUGGUUGAAUGUGCGGCGGUAUCCGGACAAGAUUGCGGCGGAUAUAAGGAGUGCGAUGAGGGAGGAGCAGGAUUUUUUUAGUAGGGAGUUGGAGAAGAUUGAUGUUGGGUGGGGGGAUGAUGGGGAGGGCAGUGAGAUGGAUCUUGUGGAGGGGUGGGCGUGA
Messenger RNA from Pochonia chlamydosporia 170, 3117 nucleotides. RefSeq names its product pheromone-dependent cell cycle arrest protein Far11. Gene Ontology annotation, biological process: cytoskeleton organization. NCBI's taxonomy places the organism in Eukaryota, Fungi, Ascomycota, Sordariomycetes, Hypocreales, Clavicipitaceae. The transcript has 7 exons. The record is from RefSeq and is a predicted model, not a curated record. Gene Ontology annotation, cellular component: cytosol. The coding region runs from base 1 to 3117 and encodes 1038 amino acids.